AUGUUUAAAUCCGUUAUGGUAAUGAACUUAAAAUUUAUGCUACAAGCAUACACAGUUGAAGUUUUUCAACAUCAUUCUUGGGUGAAUUCGCCCUCAGCCAACAUCAACAACAAUGCGGAGCUUCUAGUUUUUCAAUUCUACUUCAAAACUCUGCCACAAAAAUUUUUUUGCCACGUGUACGUGUUUGAAACUUGUCAGACACCCAAAAAGUGCACUUAA
Molecule: messenger RNA, 219 nt
Organism: Clunio marinus
Lineage: Eukaryota; Metazoa; Arthropoda; Insecta; Diptera; Chironomidae
Source: the annotation of a GenBank genome assembly